CUUUCAUCGCCUGUCAGGCAGCUUUAUUCAGAAACUCUGUGCACCCGAUAGUCACACAUCUCGAGAUGGACUCAGAAAAAUUGCACAGGGCAGAUUCGUCCGCCUUCGUUGCUGACACCGAAGAUCAGAAAAUGCCUUCGACACUUCCCGACCAUAAGCGGGCGUUGGCGGCUGAGAUUGCUGCUAUGAGUCCGGAAGAGUAUAGGGUAGCUGAGCGUAAACUUGUGCGGAAGAUCGACAAGAACUUGAUUCCAUGGAUGACCCUCCUAUAUCUCAUGUCAUUCCUGGAUCGUGUCAACAUCGGAACGGCCAAACUCACAGGUCUUACCGCCCAACUGAAACUUACCUCACUACAGUACUCAAAUGCGUCAAUGAUCUUCUUCGUCAGCUACGUGGCUUUUGAGGUGCCGGGCAACCUCGUCUUGAAACGUUUCCGUCCCUCUCGCUGGAUCCCGUUCACAAUGAUAUGUUGGUCCAUCUUCCAGAUAUUCAUGGGUCUCGUCACCAACUACGGCCAACUCCUGGCCCUUCGCUUCUGUCUGGGCCUGUUUGAGAGCUCUUUAUUCCCGUCUCUGAACAUGCUUCUAUCUUACGUGCUUUCAUCUGAUAGCGUUGCUUCUGCUGACCUGGGCAGGUUUUACUACCGUCGAGACGAAAUCAACCGCCGAUGUGCCAUAUUUUUCGCUGGCGCGGUACUUGCCGGCGCGUUCGGUGGCAUAUUCGGAUACGCAUGGAGUCGAAUGAACGGGGUCGGGGGCAAGGAAGGUUGGACGUGGAUCUUCAUUUUUGAGGGUAUCUUGACCCUCAUCGUUGCCAUCUUGUCGUUCUGGUUUAUCCACGACUGGCCGGAGCAAGCUCGUUUCCUUACCCCACUGGAGAAGGAAUUGCUGUUGGUGCGGAUGAAACAGGACCAGGGUCUCGCGGGAGAAGGUACUUUCUCGAAGAAGGUCGUAUUUGCUGCCUUAAAGGACUACAAGACCUAUGUCCUCAUGCUCAUGUACAUCGGGGCGGCUGAACCUCUCUACUCGGGUUCUCUGUUCUCGCCUACCAUCAUAGCCGCUCUCGGCCACUGGUCCGUCACUCAGUCUCUUCUUCUAAGUACUCCUCCCUAUGUUUGCUGCUUUAUCAGUACCCUUGCCACGGCCUGGUAUAGCGACAAAUAUCGCCAACGGGCGUUCCCUCUCAUGUUCUGGUCGGUCAUUGCCAUCAUAGGAUAUGUCAUCCUACUCAGCGUGAGCUUUGAUAAGCCUGGCGUUCUCUACUUUGCAGUCUUCGUCACGACCACCGCUGUCGGCCCACUGAUUGCCACCACCAUUGCUUGGACGGGCAAUACCUUUGGUAAUCAUUACAAGAAAGCUGUCUCAAUGGGUUUGGUCUUUUCCGCCGGUAACAGUGGUGGCAUCGUCUCAUCUGAGGCCUACCGGAACAAAGACGCUCCGAGAUUCAUCCCCGGUCACGCUACAGCCAUAGCUUUCGCCGCCUUGUGCUUCAGUGCCGCUUUAUUACUACAUAUCACCCUUUCAAGAGAGAACAAGCGUCGGGACCGUGUCUAUGGCCCUCCUCCCCAAGCUGAUGAAGUGUACGAAUGGGAUGAUCCGGCCACACAACGCAAGUGGGGUCUCGAAGGGAAGACACAUGCGGAGAUUGUCGCUCUUGGGGAUGAUCAUCCCGCUUUCAGAUACUUCACCUGAGCGACCGGUUUCUAAUCUGGUGCGGGAUUUAUCAUCUGUGGUAUAAUGUCAAUAAUUGGGGUUCAAGCGGAGGAAGAAGACCGGGACUAGCAUCUCCUGGAUGAGUUUCAAAAGGGAUAGUGGUGAACAAUGUAAAUUCCCCAAUGCAUCCUCUUGGCCAC
Messenger RNA from Tremella mesenterica DSM 1558, 1852 nucleotides. RefSeq lists its product as uncharacterized. The record is from RefSeq and is a predicted model, not a curated record. Bases 66 to 1691 code for a protein of 541 amino acids. The transcript has 14 exons. NCBI's taxonomy places the organism in Eukaryota, Fungi, Basidiomycota, Tremellomycetes, Tremellales, Tremellaceae. Gene Ontology annotation, molecular function: transmembrane transporter activity. Gene Ontology annotation, cellular component: membrane. Gene Ontology annotation, biological process: transmembrane transport.